Messenger RNA from Neopelma chrysocephalum (saffron-crested tyrant-manakin), 2201 nucleotides. It is a transcript of the gene BZW1, whose product is annotated as basic leucine zipper and W2 domains 1. NCBI's taxonomy places the organism in Eukaryota, Metazoa, Chordata, Aves, Passeriformes, Pipridae. The record is from RefSeq and is a predicted model, not a curated record. The transcript is spliced from 10 exons. Gene Ontology annotation, cellular component: membrane; cytoplasm. The coding region runs from base 1 to 1008 and encodes 335 amino acids. Gene Ontology annotation, molecular function: protein binding.
AUGCUUCUGGUGCAAAACUUGACUAUCGCCGCUAUGCAGAAACACUUUUUGACAUCCUGGUGGCUGGUGGAAUGCUGGCCCCAGGUUUUUAACAAGCUCAUCAGGCGUUACAAGUACCUGGAGAAAGGCUUUGAGGAUGAAGUCAAAAAGUUGCUGCUGUUCCUGAAAGGGUUCUCAGAAUCUGAGCGGAACAAACUGGCCAUGCUGACGGGUAUUCUGCUGGCCAAUGGGACACUGAAUGCAUCAAUUCUCAACAGUCUUUACAAUGAGAACUUGGUUAAAGAAGGUGUUUCUGCAGCUUUUGCAGUCAAGCUGUUCAAAUCAUGGAUAAAUGAGAAAGAUAUUAAUGCAGUGGCUGUCAGUCUUCGCAAAGUAAACAUGGAUAAUAGACUGAUGGAACUCUUCCCAGCCAACAAACAAAGUGUUGAACACUUCUCCAAGUACUUCACUGAAGCAGGACUAAAAGAACUUUCUGAGUAUGUUCGGAACCAGCAAUCCAUAGGAGCUCGGAAGGAGCUGCAGAAAGAACUGCAGGAGCAGAUGUCGCGGGGAGAUCCGUUCAAGGAUAUCAUCUUGUACGUGAAGGAGGAGAUGAAGAAAAACAACAUCUCGGAACAGACUGUGGUAGCCAUAAUCUGGUCAAGUGUAAUGAGCACGGUGGAAUGGAACAAAAAGGAGGAGCUGGUAGCGGAGCAAGCCAUUAAGCAUUUGAAGCAAUACAGCCCUCUACUUGCUGCCUUCACCACCCAAGGUCAGUCAGAGCUGACUCUUCUGUUGAAGAUUCAGGAGUAUUGUUAUGACAACAUUCACUUCAUGAAGGCCUUCCAGAAAAUAGUGGUGCUCUUCUAUAAAGCUGAAGUUCUGAGUGAAGAACCCAUCUUGAAGUGGUACAAAGAUGCACAUCUUGCUAAAGGAAAGAGCGUUUUUCUGGAGCAGAUGAAAAAGUUUGUUGAAUGGCUCAAGAAUGCUGAAGAAGAGUCGGAGUCUGAAGCUGAAGAAGGUGACUGACCUGAGAAACUCUGUCCUCAGUAAAGCAAACAGGAGCUGUAGAUAAGUGUCAUGUCUCAUGUGUCCUUCUGAUUCUUACAUCCUACCUCCCUGUAUCAAGCAUGAUAUAAGGGCUCUCAUGGCAAUUUAUUUUAACUGUUUUCUAUAGUUAUUGAAAUACUGGAUUUAGUUUUUAAAACCAUGUUCAAGUAGCUUACUGGAGCUGUUAUAGAUUUGACUCUAACCUGCAUUUGUCCUUUCAGUUACCUUCUACCUCCUGUAUUUUCUACUGUAAUAAUGUCAUUUAAAGCCUUCCACAGUGAAAUCCACCUUACCCCUUGGGAUUUCUAUCUGUAUUGGAGUAGAUGUGAUAUGGUGAAUGAGACAGGGCAGUUCUGCUUGCAGAUUAAACUGUAAAAAGUCUCCAAGUGAAUCAACCAUGGCUUGUGUGGCACUGCAGUCUGUAACACUUACUCCAACUAGCCCCUUUCAUCAGUGGCUGUCCAUGUCCCCAAGUACUUUGUCAUCCCUUUACUAGACUUCCAGCAUAAAGCAAUCCUCUAUUCCAACUCCAGGGUGAGGUGGGUGCCCCACUCCUGCAAAGCCAUUGGAAGGAAGCUGUUGUGGCGGCAGUGAUUGGUAACUGUGUAGGACAUGAAGAGUGGCAUCUCUGAGCCUGCUGGCUGUCACAGCUGGUGGCCUGUGUUCCUGAGGGGCUGUCAGGCGCCCUUGCGGCUGAGCAUCAGUUCUGGGGGUGCCUUUCCCUUUCCCUCGUGGAAGUACAAGCAGUGCUGUCCCAUAUACAGCUUUCUCGAGCUGGGCGAUGCUGCUGGCUGGGGGGGGCAGCUUCUUUGUGCUGCUCUGUAAAUGCAUGGCUGCUGGAAGCUAAGACAGCCAAAACUCCACCUCUCAAAGUUUAAAGAUUCUUUUAUGCUGGCAGUUGAUGUGCUAAACCAAACAGCUUAUCUGCUCCCUGAAACUUUAAUUCCUAAUGGAAAUUCUCAGGACAGUUCAAUUCAGAAAUAUUGGGUCAAAGAGUGAAGUCUAUACUGUUGUAAGCUAAGUGAGCAUUAACUGAAAUACUGGUAACCAGAGUACACCUAAUAAAAUAAUGAAAAAAUUGGUCAUCACAAUGCAAUCUGUUCAAUACUACAGUGAUCUUCCUUACUUUGUAACUUUUUUUUUAAAGCAAAUAAAGGCCAUCCUUACACUUA